This is a messenger RNA of Rotaria sp. Silwood2, 4947 nucleotides long. Lineage: Eukaryota; Metazoa; Rotifera; Eurotatoria; Philodinida; Philodinidae. The record is from the annotation of a GenBank genome assembly.
AUGAAGCAGUUGAAUGUUCCUCUUAUCUUGCAAUUGCAUUUCUUAACAACAGUUAUAGCCUAUCAAUCAUCAGAAUUUUUUCCUUUUUAUUCUCAAAAUGAUACAGAAAAUUUCAAAUAUAAUGAAGAAUUUCAUUCAUAUACUUCAAUUAAUCAUUCAAUUCAUCGUCGACAAAUUUCACUUAAUAUUCAAACAUCACAACAAGCACGUUUACGAAUUACACCAUCGUAUAUUAUUCUUGGUCCACGCAUAAUUCGACCUGCGCAAAUAGUUUCUAUAAGUGUUACUAUAUUACGUGAUGAAUGGAAUCCAAUGAUGGUUAAAGCAUUAAUAUCUAAUGAUGAUAUGGCUAUUGCUAAUGUUGAAGAUAUAUUUAUGGUUAAUAUACCACGUACAUUACAAAUGCAUAUACCAAAAAAUAUUCGUAAUGGAACAUAUCGUUUAACAAUUGAAGGAAGAUUAGUAACAGGUGAAAAAAAAUUUUAUAACAUGUCACAAUUAAUAUAUGAACAAAAAGCUGUAUCAAUACUUAUUCAACUUGAUCGACCUGUUUAUCGUCAUGAAACUGUUAUACAAUUUCGUUGUAUACCUAUCUAUCCAGAUUUAAGUGGUUAUUUUCAUACAGUUGAUGCAUAUAUACUUGGUCCAUCGGGACAUAUUUUACGUAAAUGGGAAAAUCAACAGACAACUGCUGGAAUAGUUUCACUUGAAUAUCCAAUUAAUGAUGCACCACCUGAAGGUACUUGGUCAAUAAAAUGUCGUGUUAUGGGCUAUGAAGAGAAGAAAACAUUUGAAAUCUAUGAAUUCUAUUAUAGAAAAUUUGAAGUUAAUGUUACUGUUCCAUAUUAUUUACCAAUUGACACUCCUGGUAUAGGUGGAAUUAUAACAGCAAAUUAUACAACUGGAAUGAGUGUACUUGGUUAUGCACGAAUUGUUGUUCGAGCACGUAAUAUGUCUAUGCCAUAUGAUCCACGUGGUCAUCCAUUAUCUGAUGUUGAAUUUGAUCAAACAACACCAUCAUAUACAACAAAAAUCAACGAUUUUAAUGGUGUUGCUGGAUUUUUUAUACCAAUAUCAGUUAUUCGUACGCUUCUACCAGAUUUAGAUGGCAAUGAAAUAUUAAUAACAGCUGUUGUACAUGAUCCAUGGUGGAAUGAAACAAAUAAUGGUACAACUGUUGUUUCAUUUUAUAGACCUGGUACACGUCUACAUUUUCUUGGUGGACCAUCAAUGGUAUUCAAACCUCGUAUGCUCUUUACUACUUAUGUAGCGGCUACCAAUGAUGAUGGUACAAAAUAUCCUCCUGGUCCUGGUCGAUAUAUUCGUAUUUAUACUGAUACAGAUCGUGGUCAAACACAAGCUCCAGUAGAUUAUACGAUUGAUUCAUCCGGUAUAAUUAGACAUAGAUUUUUAACACCUGCUGAUCCAACAGUAACAUUUAUAAGAUUUCGAGCUGAAUUAUAUGAUAAGAAUAUUAAAGUUCAAGGUAGUGAGGAUGAACAACGUGCAAUACGUUAUUUAUCACCAUCAAAUAGUUAUUUACAAGUUACAUCUAGUACAGAAAUACCACGUGUUGGUGAUUUUAUGUUAUUUCGUGUUAAUAUAACACAAUAUGUUGAUUUUGUUUAUUAUCAUAUAACAUCAGCUGGAAAAUUAAUUUUUACAAAUAUUCUUCCAAUGAAUGAUGCUAGACAAAAAACAUUUGAUGUUGCUAUUAGUCGUCAAAUGGCUCCAUCAGCUCAUAUACUUGUUUAUUAUGUACGUUAUGAUGGUGAAAUUGUUGCUGAUAGUAUGAAUUUUCAUGUCGAUACAUCAUCAGUUACAAAUCAUGUUAAUAUAACAGUCAAUCGACGAAAAGAUUAUACAGGAAAUACAAUCGAAAUAUUAGCAUAUGCAUCACCACAAUCAUAUGUUGCAUUUGCUGGUCUUGGUCUUGUACAAACACGUUUAUUUCCACCAGGAAAUCAUAUUAGUUCAGUUAUGAUUUAUGAUGAAUUAUAUUCAUUUGAUCGUUAUUCAACAACAAGUUUUCAACAUACAUGGUAUUCAGAUAUUAACAUCGCAUCAAAUCGAGUGUUUUUUUCAUCCCAAUCAUAUGGUUAUGAUGCUGGUUCAACAUUUAACUCAACUGGUGUGCAGAUAUUUACUGAUGUUAAUAUAAAAGCUAUACAAACAAAAUGUAAUCAAUUUGGUUUAUUUCAAUGUACUGAUGGUUCGUGUUAUCCAUCACAAUUAAAAUGUAAUGGUAUUCUUGAUUGUCGUGAUGGUUCAGAUGAAGUUAAUUGUAAUAUAAGUAGUAAUAGAGUAAGUCAAUAUAACUUUACUCCAUUAUAUCUUCGUUUAUGGCCAUAUUGGGAACGUGAAUUACAACUUGAUUUUAUGUGGCAUCAACAAUUUGCUUAUCCAGAUGGUCGUGUACAAUUUCGUACAACUGUACCAAAUACAAUAGCUACAUGGGUUAUAACAGCAUUGGCUGUUAGUCGUUUAACAGGUUUUGGUGUUAUUAAUGUACCAUAUAUAUACGAAGGUACAAGACAAUUUUUUAUUAAAGUUGAAGUUCCACCUAUUAUUCGACUUGGUGAACAAAUUGGUGCACGUGUUGAUGUUUUUAAUUUUCAAACAUAUCGUAUUGAAGCAUUAAUUAUUUUACAUGCAUCAGAUCAUUAUCGUUUUGUUAAUGUUGAACGACAUGGUGUUGUUUCAUCAUUCUCACCAAAAUUAACAGAUGGAGAUCAUCAUGUACUUGUUAUAUUAUAUCCAAAUGAAGUACGAAGACUUUAUCUUCCAUUUGUACCGAUUACUGCUGGUGAAGUUGAAGUUAUGAUUGAAGCUGUUGUUGUUGUUGUUGUUGAUCGAAAGGAGAUCGGAUGUGAGUGUAUUACUGGUGUAUCUCGUGACUUUUAUCGUGAAGUAAUUAAAGUUAAUUAUGAAGGUGUACGUAAUUUUUAUCAUACUCCAACUGUAUUAUCACUUAAUAAUUUACCACGACAAGUAAAUGAAUAUGAUGUUACUGUUCCUCAACAUUUUAUUCUUCCAUUAGCAAACGUUUGGGAUUAUAUUCAUGGUUCAGCUACAUGUGAAAUAUUUAUAUCCGGUGAUGUAGCUGGUCCUUAUUUUUUAUUAGGUUAUGAUGAAUGGUUAAACACAGAUAAUUUAAUGCAACGUACAACUGCUCCAAGUGAUUCAGGUGUUUUUGAUUUUGCUAUGAUGAUUUAUAAUCUUCGAUAUAUGUUGCAAGGCCAUGGUGGUCGUGCAUUUGGUCAAGACAAAUUAUUGACAGUAUUAAAUUAUGCAAAUAUGGAAUAUCAACGUUUUAUGGCAAUGUAUGUUGAUGCUGAUCCUGAUGAACCAUGGCGUAAAGGUUCAUUUAGUCAAUUUGGUUUUUCAAAUGAAACAUCUACAUGGCUUACAGCCUGGGUAUUAAUGACAUUAAGUGAUGCCGUUUAUCCUGAAUGGGAAGAAAAAGGUUUAUAUAUUGAUCCAAAUCUUCGUUCAGAUAUUGUUGCAUUUCUUCUAAGUACACAACAACGAAAUGGUUCAUGGGCUGAAUUUACAACAGUUGAAGAUCGAAAUAAAUUUGGUUAUCGUUUAACAAAUAUAAGUGGUACAUAUAAAUUAUUAAACUUAUCUUUAACAGCACAAGUUAUUAUUGCUUUACAAUUAAAUACUGACAUACGUGGUAUACCAGCAAAAUUUUUAACAGGUGCAAUUAAUCGUGGAAGACAAUGGUUAGAAAAACAUUUUCGUUUAAUAAAUGAUGCAUUUGAUAUGGCAAUUGUUACAUAUGCAUUACAUAUAACAAAUAGUGCUGAAAAAGAUGCAGCAUUUUCUAUGUUAGGUUUAUUUAAACGAAUGAAUGAGAAUGGAGUUUAUUAUUCAAAUUUAAAUUUACCUGGAAUGACAAAAACAUGGCCGAAUGUUAAUCCUCGAUUUGGACCUAAACCAGUUCCAACUGACUUUGAAGCUCAUGCUGUAACUGCUACAGCAUUUGUAGUUAUGACAUAUACACAUAAAGUUAGAGUUAAACAAGCUGAGCAAUCUGUGCUAUGGCUUCAAUCAAUGCGUAAUUUUAUUGGUGGUUGGUCUGCAACUUAUGAUUCUUGUAUAGCACAACGUGCUAUAGUUGGUUAUGCAGUAUUACGUGGUUUUGAAAUAACAGCAUAUAAUAUACGUAUUAAUUUAGCAUCAUCGUCAUUUGCAGAUGCUGAUGAUGACAGUCCAGUUGUAAUUGUCGAUGACAAUAUAAUUGAUACUCAAGUUCGUGGUGUAGAAAAUGUUUGGGGUGUCGUUUAUAUCGAUGGAUUCGGCAAUGGCUACGCACUUGUUCAAAUGCAUGUUGGUGUUAAUGUUGAAUUUGAUCCUCGAGUACGUCGUCCAGCUUAUGCUCCAUUUUCUGUUGAUAUUAAACCAAUGUUAUCUGGUCGUAACUUUUCAACAGUUGAUUAUCAUGUUUGUCUUUCUUGGCGUUCAGAUAAUGUUAAACUAUUAAAAGCAUCACGUAGUGGUACAGUUGUGAUUGAAAUUCAAAUUCCAACUGGUUAUCGUGUUGAAGAAAAAGACUUGAAAUCAAUGAUACGAGGUCGUUAUACACGUAAUUUACGUGAAGCAGAAAAUUGGCCAGGUCAAAUUAAUUUUGGUUUUCAAUACAUAGAUUUUGAUCCCAUAUGUUUUGAAUUUCAAGCAAAACGUUGGAUACCAGUGGCAAAUAUUUCACGUUAUUAUGAAAUACGAGCUUAUGAAUGGUUUGAACCAGGUAAUAUGUAUCGAAAUGUUUACACAAUGAGAAAUUUAUUUGCUUUAGAUAUUUGUGAAGUUUGUGGAUCAUAUCAAUGUCCAUAUUGUCCAUAUUAUAGUCCAGCUACAGUAUUUAUACAAUCCAUAGCAAUGAUUAUUUGUAUUUUAUUUAUAAUUUUAUGUAAUCAUCUGAAUAUGGUUAUUUUUAAUUGA